Molecule: messenger RNA, 818 nt
Organism: Candidula unifasciata
Lineage: Eukaryota; Metazoa; Mollusca; Gastropoda; Stylommatophora; Geomitridae
Source: the annotation of a GenBank genome assembly
CAUGUGACUCAUUAGAUGAUGGACCUUAUCUAGCAACGACUCCUACUCUGAAUUUGAUGAUUGAAGAAGCCAGCGACACAGCGUCCAGGAAGUAUUACUCCGAGCUGAGAAUCUUUGGCACUUAUACAACUGAUUUUAAUCUCACAAUCGAUGCAAAUAUCCAGGAUCCCUUGGAUUAUUUCAGUAUCGUUAACGAGGCAGGCGUGAAUUAUUUCAAACUCAUCAAGCCACUGGACAGAGAUGGAGCCACAUCAUCUCCUGAAGACGAUGUCAACUUUAUCCCGUUUACAUUGACCUGCCAGCCUACGAACUCGAGUUUGCCUCAAGUAUACGAUGCUCGCAUUUUCAUCAUGGACGUUAAUGACAAUAUUCCAGUCUUUCCUAAAGAAAAUACGUUGAAUUUCACAAUAAGUGAGGCUACACCGGUGGGAACUGUUCUGUUCACAGCUUUAGCCGACGACAAGGACGCUCACUUGGACAGCAACAUCACAUAUACUUUGAACAACCACAACAAUAUGUUUUCAGUGGACAACACCACUGGGACAGUUACACUUACAUCCGAGCUGGACUACGAGAGCCUUCCACCUGGAAAAACCAUUUCCCUCAUCCUGAUAGCUCAGGACAGCGAACUUGGAGUCACUUACAGCGUCACUGCGACAGCCACCAUUCAGGUUACUGACGCUGAUGACCAGGGACCUGCUUUUAUAUACCAGGGCUGUUUUACUUACAAGAGUGUGUGUGCCUGGCCCAAGUACACAACUGGGCGUUCACUGAUAAAGGUAAUUAACUCUGUCAGUCCCGUACAGGUAUCAUUUUAA